AUGUAUCUGACUGGAGUUGCUUUCAUAAUAGGACCUGCAUUCUCGCCGGCUUCUUUCCCAGCAGAUGCAGAAUAUCCGUUUCAAAUUAAUUAUAAAUCAGUAAAAGUUAUCAUAUAUUUGCAACAGACUUUGGUUGGUUUUCAAUGCACUGCACACAUAUGUUUAAGUGUAUUUGGCGCGCUUUUACUUUGGUUCACGGCCGCGAGAUUUGAAUGUCUGGCCGUGGAAUUGAAAAAAAUCACUAAUAUUGGUAUGCUGAUUAUUUGCGUUAAAAAACAGUUGCAUGUAAGGAGAUAUGCAAAAAGAGUAGUAAUUGGUUUUCGCUUUAUAAUAUUUUGUGCCAUAGGAGUAAGUACAUUUGCUCUGACUUUAGGUGGAAUUAUAAUAAUAAAGUACAAUUCAUAA
Molecule: messenger RNA, 405 nt
Organism: Apis dorsata (giant honeybee)
Lineage: Eukaryota; Metazoa; Arthropoda; Insecta; Hymenoptera; Apidae
Exons: 3
Coding region: 1-405 (134 amino acids)
Source: RefSeq, a predicted model, not a curated record